Phoenix dactylifera (date palm) is the source of this 2251-nucleotide messenger RNA. Its product is annotated as O-fucosyltransferase 20-like. Gene Ontology annotation, cellular component: cytoplasm. The record is from RefSeq and is a predicted model, not a curated record. NCBI's taxonomy places the organism in Eukaryota, Viridiplantae, Streptophyta, Magnoliopsida, Arecales, Arecaceae.
UCCUUGCGUUCCCGCCGUCUCUUUCCCAUAUUAAAACCCCCUCUCGCCUCCCCACCCCCUCAAAAGGAGAGGAGAGAGAGAGCUCUGUGCACCCCGGUCUAAUGGCGAGAUCGAAGACGAAGCAGCUCUCCUACAUUGCGGUGCCCUCUCAGGUCAUCCACUCCAUGUCCUCCUCUUCUCUCCAGAACCUCAUCCUCUCGCCCAAGAAGUACUCGCGGUCUGGGAACUGCCUCUUUUCUCUCACCAUAAGCCCAAAAUUCUUUCUUUUGUUCCUCUUUCUCUUCGCUUUGGUCGGAACGCUACAGAUCGGGUUCCACCUCGACCCGCUUCUCCCCUUCUCGCCGAUGCCCUGCUCCACUGUCGGCCAGGGCACAGCGGCGGCGGCCGUCGUACGGACGGACGACGUACGGACGGACGAUUCAAUGUUCCCGAUCACCGCGGCGGCUGGAGGAGGGGAGUGGAAGGAGGAGUUCUGGAGCCAGCCGGAGGGGAUGGGGUACCGGCCGUGCCUUGAGUUCAGCAAGGAGUACCGGCGGCGGAGCAAGGGACUGCGGGCGGACCGGCGCAGGUACCUCCUGGUGGUGGUCUCCGGCGGGGUGAACCAGCAGCGGAACCAGAUCGUCGACGCGGUUGUCAUCGCCCGGAUCCUCGGCGCCGCCCUCGUCGUCCCCAUCCUCCAGGUCAACGUCAUCUGGGGGGAUGAAAGCGAAUUCUCGGAUAUAUUCGAUCUGGAGCAUUUCAAGAGAGUUCUUGCGGACGACGUGCGCGUGGUGUCGUCGCUGCCGUCGACACAUAUAAUGACGAGGCCGGUGGAGGAGAAGCGAACCCCUCUCCAUGUGUCACCACGUUGGAUUCGGUCAAGGUAUCUCAAGCGGCUGAACAGAGAAGGGGUUUUGCUUCUGCGCGGCUUGGAUUCCAGGCUGUCAAAGGACCUACCACCAGAUCUCCAAAAGCUGCGAUGCAAGGUUGCAUUUGAAGCGUUGAGGUUCUCAGCUCCCAUAGUGGAGUUCGGCAAUGAGCUUGCCAUGAGGAUGCGAAGCAAGGGGCCAUACCUUGCACUACAUGUACGAAUGGAGAAGGAUGUAUGGGUGAGAACUGGUUGUCUUCCUGGCCUUAGCCCCGAGUUUGAUGAGAUCAUUCAAGAAGAAAGGAAGCGCAGACCGGAGCUCCUCACUGCGAGAUCCAACAUGACUUACCAUCAACGCAAGCUCGCUGGCCUCUGCCCAUUAAAUGCGCUAGAAGUCACCAGACUGCUUAAAGCGCUGGGAGCACCUAAAGAUGCGAGGAUAUACUGGGCUGGUGGGGAACCAUUUGGUGGACCAGCUGCCUUGCAGCCGCUGACCAGAGAAUUCUCUCAUUUCUACAGCAAGGAGAAUCUAUCCCUGCCUGGUGAGCUGGAACCAUUUGCCAACAAGUCUUCUCUUCUAGCUGCUAUCGACUACAUAGUUUGCGAGCAGAGUGAUGCCUUCAUGCCUUCCCAUGGAGGGAAUAUGGGACAUCUGAUGCGGGGGCACAGGGCAUUUGCAGGGCACAAGAAGUUCAUAACCCCGAACAAGCGGCAGAUGCUCCCUUACUUCCUUGACACCUCACUUCCGGAAUCUGAGUUCCAUGGAAUCAUAAAAGAACUGCACAAGGGAUCUCUUGGGCAGCCCGAGUUUAGGAAGGUCGGGAGGAGGGAUGUCACAGCCUAUCCAGUUCCUGAGUGCAUGUGCAACAAUACGAACGCAAGGUCGCCGUUGUAGCCAGAGUUCGAAGGCUUUUUGUCUUCAUGGAACUAGAUUGCAAUGGAGCAUUCUCCAGAGACAUCGCCCUCAAGUUUUCACAGAGCAGCCGAGGCAUGGGGGAUCAAUUUCAAAAUGUGAGGGCUUCCUGCUGAUCUGGUACCCAAAAUUUUGCCUGGAAGGACAGUGUGGUUGGCUUCUCUCCAUCUGAAAACAGAGAGUCCAGCGUGGUUGGCUUCUCUCCAUCUGAAAACAGAGUGUAGUGGGUUUCUCUCCAUCUGAAAACAGGUUCACGUUAUAUAUACAGAAGUGUAAAGAUGCACAGCUCCAAACGAAUUCACACAGAGAGCCCCCUUUUCCUGUAUGUAUAUUGCUGUUGUUAUUCAUGUGUCUUGGGAAUCAAUUAUGGGGAUGAUUCUUUGAUUAUUUAUAGCGCUUGUUUGAUGUGUCUAGCGAACUAGUUAUAUGUACACGUCCAUUUUCAAAUAGGAGGUAUCAUAAAUGAUUUAUUCCGGUGAAGCUUUUGUUUA